UCCCUCAUCUCCUUUCCUCCCUUAUCGGGCUAUCCUCAUUUGGGAUCUUCCCAUACCCCAGACAAAAAUGUUACUGGCGUCCUCACUCAAUUCUUUGAAGAUUUCCAAUCCAUUCCUCCAUGGCAUCACUCUCUCAAAACCCUCACCAAUCCCUCCUCCAUCCCUUUCGCGACCCUCCUUUAUGCCUCCAAUCAGGGCAUUGAAAUCAAUGCAGGGCAAAGUAGUUUGCUCCACAAGCAACAAGACCGUAGCGGUGGAGGUGACCCGCCUGGCGCCACACCCCAAGUACAAGAGGAGAGUGAGGAAGAAGAAGAAGUACCAGGCUCACGAUGAGGAUAACCAGUUCAAAGUUGGGGACAUCGUUCAGCUUCUCAAAAGCAGACCCAUUAGCAAGACCAAGGCUUUUGUUGCCAUGCCUGUACAGGUUCGGAAGAAGAAUAAGGAGAAGAAGGAGGAGAGUGAGGGAAGCCAAGAUGGGGUGGCACAGGAGCUUGGAAUUCCUUUGGAGUCUCAGCAAGGGGAGGAGCUACAGGCUUAGUGUGAGGUCUGUUGUUUGAGAUUAUUUUGUAUUGUUAAUUUGGUUCUGUUUGGGAUAGUUUCUUGUUUGAAGACAAUGAAAUUAUCAUCUUUUUCAGAAUUUGUUAUUUCCUGGUAUGGAUUGCCCUGGCAUCACAGUUACUGUUAUCUU
Tripterygium wilfordii is the source of this 688-nucleotide messenger RNA. RefSeq names its product 30S ribosomal protein S17, chloroplastic-like. The record is from RefSeq and is a predicted model, not a curated record. Gene Ontology annotation, molecular function: structural constituent of ribosome. Bases 68 to 538 code for a protein of 156 amino acids. The transcript has a single exon. Gene Ontology annotation, cellular component: ribosome. Gene Ontology annotation, biological process: translation. NCBI's taxonomy places the organism in Eukaryota, Viridiplantae, Streptophyta, Magnoliopsida, Celastrales, Celastraceae.